Molecule: messenger RNA, 1041 nt
Organism: Alternaria postmessia
Lineage: Eukaryota; Fungi; Ascomycota; Dothideomycetes; Pleosporales; Pleosporaceae
Exons: 3
Coding region: 1-1041 (346 amino acids)
Source: RefSeq, a predicted model, not a curated record
AUGGCUAAUCAACAUGCUGAAAACCAUGACAAGAUUGAUUUCUGCACUCUGGGAAUGUUCAUCAUAGAUGAGAUCGAAUUUCCCCCGCCAAAGCCUACAGUCAAGGACAUCGUCGGAGGAGCAGGGUCGUACUCGGCCUUGGGCGCGCGUAUCUUCUCCCCUCCACCACAGUCGGAAUCCGUGGGCUGGAUUGUAGAUUGCGGAUCUGAUUUUCCGCCUGAGUUGCGCGACUUUAUCGCGCAAUGGAGAACUGGUGUGCUAGUACGCGAAACGCCUGAACGGUUGACUACGCGAGGCUGGAAUGGUUACACUGGCGAAAAUGAGCAUCGAGACCACGAAAGUCUGAUUGGUACCGAUCUACUAUGGUCCAAGUCAUUUCAUCUGAUCUGUUCGCCGUUACGCUGCAUCGAUCUGAUCGAGAACAUCAUUGCACUACGCAAACAGGGUUCCAGUUCGACUGAUGUUCGGCGCCCCGUGUUUAUCUGGGAGCCUGUUCCUGAUUUAUGCACACCCGCAGAGUACGAGAAUUGCCUAAAGGCGCUCAAGUAUGUUGAUGUGGUCAGUCCGAACCACGGAGAGCUUGGCGGCUUCUUCGGCAGGAACACGGACGGAAAGGAGUUUGUGGACUUCCGAACAAUUGAGAAGCUGUGUAGUCAGUGGCUGGACAGUGGAGUUGGUGACGGCAAUGGCGGGGUUGUCGUACGUUGUGGGAAAGAUGGCUGCCUGGUAAUGCGCAGAGGACUGCGUAAAUGGAUGCCUGCAUACCAUCAGUCAGCAGAGAAAGUAGCCGAUCCGACCGGAGGAGGCAACAGUUUUCUGGGAGGUCUGGCGGUUGGCCUACUCCGCGGUGGCUCCUUGUGCGCACCAGAGAAUCUCGAGGAAGCCGCGAUCUGGGGGACCAUCUCGGCGAGCUUUGCCAUUGAGCAGAUAGGCAUGCCCGUUCUCUCACAGUCAGGGGACGGGGAAACGUGGAACGGUGUUGGUGUCCAAGACAGGCUUUCAGAUUUCAAGCAGCGGCUGGCUAGUUAUGUACAGCCUUAG